AUGGCUCUGUUCGCGCUCCGUCUCGGGCCGCUUCUCCCAGCCCCGCCCCACCGCCGUCCGAUCCUGCGUAACCGAUGCCAGGGCCGGAUCAUCGUCUCCAAUGCCGCCACCCCCGUGAGGGACGGGGGCACGGCUGCGGUGGUGUGGUUUAAGCAUGACCUCCGCAUCGACGACCACCCGGGCCUCGCCGCCGCCGUCUCGGAGCCGCGGCGCCCCGUUGUGCCGCUCUACGUCUUUGACCGACGCAUCCUCGCCGGCUAUUCAGAUAAAAUGCUGGAACUACUGCUAUGUGCUCUGAAAGAUCUUAAGAUGGCGUUGAAAUCUCAAGAUUCUGAUUUGCUCAUAGGCCUGGGAAACGCUGAAGAUGUCGUGCUGAAGCUUGUGAAUGAGGUACAAGCAGGUCUCAUUUUUACAGAAGAAGAAGUUGAAUAUAGAGUGUGUGAUGUUCUGGCGAAUGUUGAAUCAUCUUUAUCUAAUGGGUCAUUCUCAUGGGGAAGCCCUCCCAAGAUAGUGGCUUGGAGUGCCCCAUUGUAUGACUAUAAGAAUUUGGCAGCAGUAUCGACAUCACAUGACGAAUUUUUAAAGAAAAAAAUACCAUUGGCCACACCUCUUGCUGCGGCAACUUUGCCUGCUCUAAAUUUGGAGUUAGACACAGGUCCUCUACCCACUCUGGAAGAAUUAAAAUGUUUCCUGAAAGACAUAGCACCAGAGGAUAAUUGGGCUCCUCUCAAGAGCAUGUCUGCAAUAUCUAUUCUUAAAAAGACAAUCAGUCAAAGGAAGAUCAAAAGUAAUGCUACAUUAAGCACCAGCAAUGGAGAAAACAUAGAGGAUAUCACCAUGGAUUCUGGUUCAUCAAGAAAGAGGAUUAUAAACUCAAUGUUUGCAUCAGAAAACUCACUGGAAGUUAGGGGUGGAACAGAUAUUACUUUGGAUGCUUUGUCUGCUUACCUAAAAUACCUGGAAGGCACAGGAAAUGCUAGUUGGCAAGAGCUGCAUGAUAAAGUGCGCUUAGCUGAAACCAGAUAUGGUGCUUCAUUCUACAUCUUAUUUGGUCCUGCAAUUCAGCUUGGAGUCAUAUCUAGGAGGAAAGCUUACAUGGAGACUAUUCAAUAUGAAAAAGAUCGCAAUGCAGGUUUUCUAUCACCAUUUGGGUACUCAACACCUACAGUGACAGCAGCAGUUGAUGCUAUAUGUUCGAUGGAGUGGUAUUGGCUCUUGGCAUCAAAAUCCCAAGUAUGUGUCGAGGGGAAAUAUCCUAUAAGAAUUUGGAGAUGGAAGGGUUAUCUUGUACAGUACACCUUUCUUGGCAAUGAAGGUCCAGCUGUUCUUCUUGUGCAUGGUUUUGGAGCUUUCCUGGAGCAUUUUCGUGACAAUAUAGACAAGAUUGCUGAUAUGGGCCACCGAGUUUGGGCAAUUACUCUUGUUGGCUUUGGGAAAUCAGAGAAACCAAAUGUCAACUAUUCAGAACUUUUCUGGUCAGAACUACUGAGAGACUUUAUUGUCGAUAUUGUAAGGGAGCCUGUUCAUCUUCUUGGCAACUCUAUUGGAGGUUAUAUCUGUGCUAUUGCUGCUGGUUUAUGGCCUUCUCUUGCAAAAUCUCUGGUUCUCUUAAACUCAGCUGGUUCAGUUGUUCCAAAUUACUCCUUCGUCCCACUGAGUGAACAGGAAAGACGAACAUCAUCAUGGCUUUCCAGGUUGCAGACACAGCUUCUUUUGCUCUUCUUGAGGGCAAGAGCAGAAGGCAUUCUUAAAGAAUAUUAUCCUACAAGAACCGAACGGGUGGACAAGCCACUUCUGGACCAGAUUGUAAGAGCUUCAUAUGAUCCUGGUGCUGCAACAGUCCUUGAGAGUGUAUUCAACUUCAAUCUUUCAAUUCCUCUUAACUUUUUAUUUGAUUCUUUUGGAGGAAAGAUAUUGGUUAUCCAGGGUAUGAAAGAUCCCCUUACAAAAUCUGAGGCGUUUGUUACCAUGCUCCGAGAGCAUUGCAGCAAGGUUCAAAUCAGAGAGUUGAAUGCAGGGCAUGCUCCACAUGAUGAAGUUCCAGAUGAAGUAAAUACCAUACUAUGUAAAUGGGUGGAACAGAUUGAAGUUAAGCCAGCCCUAGAGAAGACCAAGGCAAUAUAA
Miscanthus lutarioriparius is the source of this 2124-nucleotide messenger RNA. The record is from the annotation of a GenBank genome assembly. Lineage: Eukaryota; Viridiplantae; Streptophyta; Magnoliopsida; Poales; Poaceae.